AUGAUAGGCUUGAAACUGGACAAUGAUGAUUUAUCUAAGAUUUUCCCUAAGUGUCGCCCAUCUACUGUACGAUCUACAGACUUAAAUUUAAAUCCCCUCUGUGACGACGACACAGACCAUGAUAUGGAUUUGACUCAGCCAAAUGAACGUCAAAGAAAUAGGUGUGAUAACAUACGUGGAAAUGGUACUAGAAAACGUAGCAUUCGUGGAAUAAGAAAAUUUCGAACUCGCAGAAGAAGUGAUAGUGAUGCUAGUCAAGAUUCAUCAUUAGAAACUAGUAUUGAAGACGAUGAGGAAGAAAUUAAUGAAAACAUGGAUGAAGACGAUGAUGAUGAAUCUGAUAUCAAGAAUGCAUCUAGUGAAUCCGGGGGCAUGUGUAAUGUGGACAUUGGGGCGACUAAUCGAACAAGAAAUUCCAAUAAACUCAAUUUGACAUCACAACAAUCUACCUAUAAAUUGAGAGAUUCAAGAAUAAUAGAAAUAGCUGGAGGUCGAGAAGUCUAUAGUCAAAGUCGAAGUAAACCUGGACGAAAAACUCGUCAAUUACCUUUGCCUACAGAAGUUGAUUGGGUCAAAUCACCUGGCCGGGUAUGGGAACUUCGCAAUAGAGGACUCGAUGUUUCUAGCACUGAAUCUUCACGAGAGAUUUCUGAACCAGUAUUUUCUACUGAUGUAAAACCUACCAAACAUCAACGACCAUUAUCUUUAGAAUUAGAUGAUCCAGUUUUGUUUGAUGAUAUACAUAAUGAUAUGUGGGAUAAAGUUCAACAUGAUGCUUCAAUUGGGCACUACGGGAUGCAUCAUCAUAAAAAUACGUACCAAACAAUUGAUUCUUGUCAACACCAUUUAAAUUAUAAAACUAGUCAAAAUGGUGAUUUAAAUAUGAUUGCAAAUAGUAAUCGUUCAGAAAUAUCUAGCACUGAAAACACUGAUGGAUUAGUUAGGUCUCAAUGUGAAGUUCAGGCAAAUGAUUUUAAUGGAUCACCGAAACAAUACAGGGAGGAAGAACAAUCAAUGCCAUCUUUAUUAUCAUCUCCUACACUUUAUAUGCCUCGACCUGGAUUUCCUCAAAGAGUGAUUCAAGAUGAUUCUAGAUCUUCCAGUCCAUCUCCAACUAUGAAUUUCGAUUAUUUGUAUGAAUUUUCAGAGACUAGAAAAGUUUUGGAAGAAUUCUUUAAAUCUGGAGCUGAAAAUCAAGAUACUCAACAGUUGCAAUUCCAGGAUUUGGAAUAUGAAUUGCGAAGAAGAAUACCAGUUUCUGAACAAGGUAAUACAUAUGUUGGUAUGCAUCUAUCAAAUGAAGAUGUCCACAAAAACUCACAGUUAUCCCCACAUAAACAUGAUUCUUCAUCAGAUGGUUCUCGAUGUUUAGCUGGAGUUCAUCAAAGUUGUGUUGGAAGGUAUAGUCGUAAUGUAACUUUAUCACCUGAAGUAACAGACUGUGAAGAUGCUGGUAUGGGUAGUGAUGGUGAAUCAUCAUCUAUGGUGGAUGGUCAACACCUAAUUCCAUUAUGUGGUGUAACCUGUAUCACCAUGCCAGUUUUAGAAGAUGGAUUGUCUAGUGGUCAUACUAGUGAUACAGAUAAUAAUAAUCCAACUGUAUUGUUAAUGAAAAGACAAAUUAGUGAGAUUGAAAGAGAAAUUAUAGAACGUACAAAUAGAGCCAGUAAAUGUGAUAGCAUUGAUGCAAAUACAAGUGAGGUGGUACAUUCCAAUAGCCAAGAAACUGGAAUUCAGUUAUUGGAUUCACUAGUGAGACCUGACGAGAGCAGAACUCCUCCUCCACCAGCACCAACAGCACAUCGCAGUGCCAAUGAAUCUGCUGAUUUGGUUGAAGCUGCUAUUCAUGAAAUAAGAUCUAGUCUUAGACAAACAAAACCAUUGAAAACUACUAAUGUGGAUGAUGAUAUAUCUCCAGGUUGCAGCCCUAGCAAAGAUAGUACAAAUUCAAAUACUGCCAAAACUGAAGAUUUACCUAUUUGGGUACCAAGGCAUAGAGGAACUGGAUCUGGACCUAGUGGUGACGAAGAAGAAGCUGAUACAGACUUAGAAACAGAUAGACUUUUAGGACAACAAAGAACUGAUGACACUGGAUUCUUUGAUGAAAAAUCUGACUGGAAGAAGUCAAAAACACGGUCUAUGUUACCGUUUAGUUUGACGUCGUCAUCAAGCAAUACGUCCACACAUCCUACACCCGUAGAACCGGCUGCUAUAAUUGAAAAACCAUUCAUCGUAACCCAAACCCUUAACCCUGCAAAAAAGGAGAAAGAUGGAACUAAGAAAAAAGCUCGCAAUAAAGAAGUUAUGAUUCACGAACCUGCAGUAUUAAUUGAAGGCGUUUUAUUCCGAGCACGCUACUUGGGUUCUACGCAGUUGGCUUGUGAAGGACAACCGACAAAAAGUACUAGGAUGAUGCAAGCUGAAGAAGCAGUGUCUAGAAUAAAAGCUCCUGAUGGCGAGACUCAACCAAGUACAGAAGUGGAUCUUUUCAUAUCAACUGAAAAAAUAAUGGUUCUCAACACUGACUUGAAAGAAAUCAUGAUGGAUCAUGCCCUCAGGACCAUUUCUUAUAUAGCCGAUAUUGGUGAACUGGUUGUGUUAAUGGCUCGAAGACGUUGUUUCCUUACACACCAAGCAUCUGAAUCCACCACAGAAACUGCAUUAGUGCCUUCAAGUGUAAACGGCAUUGACAAAACAGCCAACAAUAGAACUCCCAAAAUGAUAUGCCACGUUUUUGAAAGUGAUGAAGCACAGUUUAUUGCCCAAUCUAUUGGCCAGGCCUUUCAAGUGGCAUAUAUGGAAUUCUUAAAAGCAAACGGCAUCGAAGAUCAUAGCUUUGUCAAAGAAAUGGACUAUCAAGAAGUAUUAAAUUCACAAGAAAUCUUUGGAGAUGAAUUGCAAAUGUUUGCAAAAAAAGAAUUACAAAAAGAAGUUGUAGUUCCAAAAUCUAAAGGUGAAAUACUCGGUGUUGUGAUUGUUGAGUCAGGUUGGGGUUCAAUGUUACCUACUGUUGUGAUAGCCAACCUGGCUCCAGCCGGAGCAGCUGCACGCUGUGGUCAGUUAAAUAUUGGUGACCAAAUCAUUGCUAUUAAUGGUGUAUCACUAGUUGGCCUCCCAUUGUCCACUUGUCAAAAUUAUAUCAAGAAUUCUAAACCUCAAACAGUGAUUAAAUUAACUGUUGUUCCAUGUGCCCCUGUGGUCGAAGUGAAAAUAAAAAGACCUGACACAAAAUACCAACUUGGUUUUAGUGUUCAAAAUGGUGUGAUAUGUAGUUUACUUCGUGGUGGAAUUGCAGAACGUGGUGGGGUACGAGUUGGCCAUAGGAUUAUUGAAAUAAACAAUCAAAGUGUGGUAGCUGUGCCACAUGAAAAAAUUGUCAACCUGUUGGCAACUUCAGUUGGUGAAAUUUUGAUGAAAACAAUGCCAACAUCCAUGUUUCGUCUUCUUACUGGUCAAGAGACACCUGUAUUCAUCUAG
This is a messenger RNA of Macrosiphum euphorbiae (potato aphid), 3477 nucleotides long. The record is from the annotation of a GenBank genome assembly. Lineage: Eukaryota; Metazoa; Arthropoda; Insecta; Hemiptera; Aphididae.